Doryrhamphus excisus (bluestripe pipefish) is the source of this 3153-nucleotide messenger RNA. NCBI's taxonomy places the organism in Eukaryota, Metazoa, Chordata, Actinopteri, Syngnathiformes, Syngnathidae. The record is from RefSeq and is a predicted model, not a curated record.
GGUGGACUCUCCUGGUUUAGACCCAUUUGACUGUUUGCAGUCUGUGAAAUGCUUGGUAAUGUUAACUUCAUUGGGUCCGUGAACCCGUUUGGGAACCAUAGGCACAGGGCCAUUAUAGAAGAAAGUCAGACGUGGUGUGGAUGGUGACUCUUUUCUUUUCACAAUGCUCACAUGGUGGUGAGGUGAUUUCAGAGAAGUGAGUGGGGGUGAUGUCACGGAGCAGGCAGAGUUAGGUCAGCAUCUGCAAUAAAAGACAGGAGCUGCCGCCGUGAAACACUCACAGCAGCUCCAUACUCACAGCAGCUCCACACCCGCCUCCCACCACCACCACGCUCAUCUGCUUCUCCGGGGGAGCUCCAGCUUGAGACAUGGCUGAGGAUGACGUGACUCCAGAGCAGCUCGCAGCCAUUGCCGCCGAGAACGAAGAGCCAGAGCCUGUCAACUACAAGCCCCCCGCCCAAAAGACAGUGCAAGAGAUCCAAGAGCUGGAUAAGGAUGACGACAGCCUUCGUAAAUACAAGGAAACCCUCCUCGGCUCCGGAGCCGUCGACACUGAUCCGAGUCUUCCCAAUGUCCAAGUGACGCAAAUGGCUCUGAUAUGUGAAAGUGCCCCAUAUCCACUGGAGCUGGACUUGCAAGGAGAUUUGGAUGCCCUAAAGAAUGAGGCCUUUAUUCUGAAGGAGGGUGUUGAAUACAAAAUAAAGAUCAGUUUUAAGGUAAACAAGGAGAUCGUUUCGGGUCUGCGAUAUUUGCAGGUGACAUCUAGGAAAGGAAUAAGAGUUGACAGAUCCUGCUACAUGGUGGGCAGCUACGGGCCCCGCCCCUCUGCACAUGAAUUUAUUUCCACGACAGAGGAGGCCCCGAAGGGCAUGCUGGCCCGAGGCCAGUAUGUCAUCAAAUCCAGGUUCAUGGACGACGACAGCUACGACCACCUGUCCUGGGAGUGGAACCUCAACAUCAAGAAAGACUGGGACGACUAAGCGAGGCCUUUUCGGCGGCUGGCGAGUGACAGCAGGCACGCCUGUCCGUACGCGCCCCGCCCAAACCCGCAGUUCACCCUUCUGGUGUUUUUUACCUUCAUGUCAUGUGCUCACGCCUUUUGUCUUCUUAUGGUCCAUCAUAUUCCUUCUCCUGCCUGCGCAUAUUCUCAUUCAUACAGGUCAUUGAAUCCAUCCCAACUGACUAGGUAGGACAGCUCUAGCCUACUGCUGUUCUACCGAGUCAUUGAGCUAUCUUAGGCGUGAUGCCUCUCAUCACUUCACGCUGAAGACUACCUAGGACACCUCAGGAUCAGAGAUGUCCGAUCUAGUCCUCUAGUCCUAGUCCUCUAAUGUAGCUCAAAGACUAGAUAGGACACCUCUAGGCUAUCUAGUUUAUAUCUUAUACGUUUUGCCCCUUAUCCAGGCAAGCUUUAUCAGUUCAUGUUCAAGACUGGAUAGGACAUCUCUGGUCUCGAGAUGUCCUAUCCGUCUUUAUUGUAUCACAAUGCAUGUAUGGAAAGCCAUCUACUCUUUACCACUUCAUGCUCAAAGACUAGAUAGGAGACACCUAGACCAGGGAUGUCCUAUCUAGUCUUUACUGUAUCACCAUCAUUGUGACAGUCCUCAUCAGUUCAUGCUCAAGACGAGAUAGGACACCUCUAGCCUAGAGAUGUCCUAUCUAGUCUUUACUGUACCACAGUUAUUAUGUAAAUCUAUAUGGUCCUCAUCGUUUAGUACUGAAAGUCUAGAUGGGACAUCUGCUCAUCAGGUUUUUGAGCAUGAACUGAUGAACUACAGAUCUCAAAGACUUGAUAGGACAUCUCUAGAGAAGAGGUGUCCCCCCCCCCAUCUGUGUCAUGGGACAAUCCUAGACUAGAAAUGCCCUAUCUAGUCUUUCAGCACAAAGUGAGCAAAUCGCUGGGAAAGUUUCGACUGUCAUCCGUGCUCAAAGACCAGAUAGGAUGGACAUGAACUGACGAAGCGAAAGCCUGAACGCUUCAAUGCUCUUCACGAGCCUCAGUAGCAGCAGAGGUAGCAGCCAUCACAGCAUCCUUGGUCUCCUGCCCAUCGGUUCCCCACGAUGCCGUCUUCCUCUCGGUGUGAAGUACAUGCGGAAAAGCAAGUGUACAAUCAACUUGUGUUUGCCUUUCUAUGUAGUUGUAUCACUGGUUGUGUCACGUGACCGUAUUCACUGGUAACCAGGCCCCACCGCGCCCGGCACCCCCGCAUUCGCCCUUUGCUUUGCUGGCGCUCCUGCUUGUUGCCUUUUCUUCCUCUUCUCCAUCCAUGCUCACGAGAAGCUGCCUUAUUUAUUCUUUCAAGGUGUUUUUGUCACAGCCUGCCUGGACUUGAAGGGCUGACUCUGCCAUCGCCGGCAGCCCUCCUCCUAUGUGGGAACCACACGCCUAACUUAGUGAAUGUUCAUUGGCGAGGAAAGGACGCCUCCAGGCCUUAUCGCCUUCUAGCAUAGCCACAGCGGCAACCAAUGCCUUUAGUUUGCUCCUUUUGCAUUUCGCUGUUAUGCUUUUGCUUUCAUGUACGUGCCCCCUCAAGAUGGUUGUUACAGCUUCAGGAGGGUCAGAUGCAAGACUUAUCACGAUACAGUCGAAAACGCACACGUGCAGUCUACACUGUGUACUUAGUUCCUGCCAGUGGUGUGCUGGCCCAAAUCCAUAGUUUUUUUUCUUUGCCCGCUUUUUUGCCUCCUGUUCACCACCACCCUGCACGGCGUGUUAACACUCAAAUGGCAGCGCCUACUACUAGCGGGAAAUAGCGAGUUAGUAGUGCGGUCGUCAUUUCCGCUAAGUGCGAAACGACCUUAGUUGAUUUGGGACAGCGCUACACUUGAGUACUAGUGCGCUCAGGAACUAAGUACACUGUUUAAUUAUACAUACGCUGAUGAAAAGUGACAGUGUUGGGAUUAACCCCGUGCACACUGCAGCCUACUUUACGAUCCGUUAAAACAGGAACGUAACAGCCUAAAAGAACAUGUACUGUGCUAGGUCAUGUGGAUGGAUGAGCCUUUUGUGUUUUGGUUGUGAAAUGUAUUCCUACGCCUUACAUUCCAUCAUACUGUAAUCGUUUCUAUGAAAUCGCUGGCAUGCUGGUGGGGUUGUACAUGAUAUCAUUUGUAAUCGUUCUGAUUGGUCAAUAAAGUGACAUUUGUCACGUG